Pocillopora verrucosa is the source of this 3726-nucleotide messenger RNA. Its product is annotated as kelch-like protein 1. Lineage: Eukaryota; Metazoa; Cnidaria; Anthozoa; Scleractinia; Pocilloporidae. Gene Ontology annotation, molecular function: protein binding. The record is from RefSeq and is a predicted model, not a curated record.
UUCACGUCGCUGCUUUAUGUAUCUGACAGUCCAUAAAUUGGCUUUCUAUUAUUGGUGGCCUUUAGAAGUUGGCAUUCAACAAAGAGCCACAUGAAAAGAUGAGUUUAAGUGUCUUUGGUGUGAAAGAGCGUCAGAAAUUUUUCUGGAAAUAUUAUCGCCGGUGAAAUGGAUCAGGACGGGGACGCCGUUAUCUUCACCUGUAACGACCACCAUCUCAAAACUUUCAAGAAGAUGGAGGGUUAUCGCAAAGAUUCUAAACUAUGUGAUAUUAUUUUGGUGGUUGGGGAGAAGAGGAUUAAGGCUCAUCGACUCGUUCUCGCUGCUUUCAGCGACUAUUUCAGCGCUUUGUUCACUGGUGAACUCUGUGAGAAGGGACAAAGUGUGGUGCAUUUAACUGACAUGGAUCCCCAAGCUGUUGAAGAUCUCGUUCAGUAUGCCUACACUUCUCAUAUCGAAAUUCGCGUAGAUAACGUGGAGAACUUACUCUCAGUGUCGUGUAUUUUACAGAUUGAUGAAGUGAAGGAGGCCUGUUCUGAAUUUAUGAAGCAUCAACUGCACCCUAGUAACUGUUUGGGUAUUCGUGCUUUUGCCGAUGGACACGGUUGUAGUGAACUGUAUAAAAUCGCUGAUGCGUUUACGAAGGAGCGAUUUGUUGACGUUGUCAAAAAUCAAGAAUUUGUGCUUUUGAGCUCGGAAUGCGUGGCUCGUCUUCUUUCAAGCGAUGAUCUGAAUGUUUCUUCUGAAUCGCAAAUUUUUGACGCUCUCUGCAUGUGGGCAGAGUACGAUAAAGAAAGUAGAAAGAAAGUAUUGCCGAGAUUGUUGGGACUUGUACGAUUGCCUCUACUUGCGCCGGAAUUUCUUGUUGAUAAAGUGGAGAUGUCAUCUCUAUUCCGUGAUAUCAGCUCCUGUAGGGAGCUCAUUAUCGAAGCAAUGAAAUACCAGCUUCUACCAAAACGGCGAUUUCAACUUCAGAAUUCAAGGACAACCCCAAGAAAGUCUACAGUUGGCAAACUUUAUGUCGUUGGAGGCUCUUUUCUUCCCAAUUUAGGAAUGGAUUCAUCCAAGGGGGCAAUCCAAAUUGAGCACUAUGACCCACGCAAGAACCAGUGGUCUGUGGUGUCUCCAAUGGUUACAAGAAGGCUGCAGUUUGAUGUGGCAGUGGUAGGUGGUAAUCUCUAUGUUGUGGGAGGCAGGGAUGGAUUGAAGACAUUGAAUACUGUGGAAUGUUACAAUCCAAGGACAAAACAGUGGAGUCCUGUGCCAUCCAUGAGCACUCAUCGUCAUGGGUUGGGUGUGGCAACCUUGAAUGGCCCUCUUUAUGCUGUGGGUGGCCAUGAUGGCUGGUCUUACUUGAGCACGGUGGAAAGAUUUGACCCUGAUACUAAACAGUGGAGCUUUGUUACACCAAUGACGACAGCUCGUAGCACCGUGGGAGUGGCAAUACUUAAUGGUAGACUCUAUGCAGUUGGAGGAAGGGAUGGUUCUUCUUGUCUGAACUCAGUUGAGCGUUAUGAUCCUCACACCAACAAAUGGUCAGUCACUUGCCCAAUGCUUAAGAGAAGGGGAGGUGUUGGUGUGGCUGUUCUUGAUAAUUUUCUGUAUGCUCUUGGGGGUCAUGAUGCACCUGCCAGCCAAGACUGUUCUCGCCAAUUUGAUUCAGUGGAAAGAUACAACCCUAAUACUGACCAGUGGACCAUGGUUGCACCCAUGAUCAACUGCCGUGAUGCUGUUGGUGCAGCAUGCCUUGGUGACAGGUUGUAUGCCAUUGGUGGUUAUGAUGGAUCCAAAUAUUUGAGUGCAGUGGAGUCGUAUGACCCUGAGAAGAAUAAAUGGGAAGAAGUUGCUUCUCUUAACUCUGGAAGAGCUGCAGCCUGUGUGGUGUCUGUAUCAAGUGAUCCAGUAGCAGGUUGAUUUUUUGGCCAACCUUUUUGGACAAAUUAUUAUUUUUAUUGACUUAAAAGUAGUACUCUUCAGCUGAGAGAUCUGGAAACUGUAAGCACCCAAAAUAUUUAUGGAAAUCAACUGAAUGACAUAUUGAGAGAUAACUAGACUGAGGAAACUCUUCUGUGAAUUGUUUGUGGUUUACUCCAGAACCUAUCCCUUAUCUUCAAUUAAGUUAUGAGUGAUUAAGUCACUCAUAAAACAAUAAGCAUUCACAAAAUAUUUUAGGUGUUCAUGGUUUUUUCAAGUUUGAUGGUAGUUUUUGCUCUUCAUUUUUGAAUAGUUUUUGCAGCCCAUGAAUACACAGAGAUACUAAUUAAAAGGAUGAAGGGUUUUAUGUUCAGUAUAUAAUUUAAAGUAUUGUCAAGUAUUUAUCAAAUAAGAGAUAUACUAUGGUGCAAUCUGUUUGGGGGGAAAAAAACCGUAGUGUCCAUUAUUAGAAAGUGAUAGCCAUAUACAAAUGGAAACUGACAGAUUUUUACAUUAGGUAAAAUAAUGGAAAGUGCAUUCUUUUGUGAGAUGAAAAAUGUUGUAGUUUUUUAAUUGAACUGGAGAUAAGGAUGUGUUUGAAUUCUUUUGAAGUCUUUGGAGACAAUCAGGUCUUGUACGAAUCAUUUCAUCCCUUUUCUCCAUAAGUGGUUAGAGUUACCAGAGAGUUAUUUGAUUUUUCUCUUCUUGUUACUGUUUCUAUGAUGAGAAAGAUAUCUUUGAUCCUCCUUGAAAAUAAUUUUUUUGAUAGACAAUUCUUGGUUGAUAUUUGAUUUAAUAUUUUUGUCCCAAAGCAUUCUUUUUAUGCAAAAGAUUAUUUCAUUUAGUAUUUAUUAUGCGCAGAGUCUGAAAUUAUCACAAGUUAAAUCCAAAACUACUGACAGAAAAAGAUGGUUAUGAAAUAUUAAGUUUCUAGUAACAUUUCUCAGUUACUCAGAUGUUGUUGGCAUCUUACUGAUGGGGCAGAUAGCUUUGAAUAAUUAACUUGAGAGACGAAAUUGACAAAAAUGGAUAUAAAAUAAUUUUAUUUGAUUUAUGAUAAAGUUGGCAAUGAUUUGAUCAGAAAAUUUUGCAGGGAUUUUAUUUUUUACAUGGUUAUGAUUUAAUUUUUUUUUUACGGACAAGUUUUUGCAGUCAAAAUGACUGGGGCAGAUAGCUUUGAAUAAUUAACUUGAGAGACAAAAUUGACAGAAGAAUAGUUAUAAAAUUGAUUUAUGAUAAAGUUGGCAAUGAUUUGAUCAGAAAAUUUUGCUGAAAUUUUAUUUUGUACAUGGUUUUAUUUAAAUUUGUUUUUUAAGGGACAGGUUUUUGCAGUCUAAGAUUACUAAAACAUCUGUUGGGGACUCAGUUUUAAAAUUUUAUGUUCACCCACUAGCACAUUGACAAGGAAAGAAAUAGUUUUUCUUAUUUGUGGAGUCAUACAGGGGUGGGUUUCAUCUAAGAUUUCUUUAACGAAUGACUCUAUGAGUGAGUCUGAAUCUGUAUAGUUUUUCCUAGAGUUGGAAGUAGAUUUUUGUGUCAUUUGUUAUUAAUUAAAUUUUUUUUUCCUGGGGAAUUCUCGUUUGCAGAGUUAGUACUCUUAAAUUAAAGCCCACAAAAUGUUUAUUGCCACUGGUAUCAUGCAUUUAUAAUCAAGCUUGAGCUUGAAAUUUUCAACAGCUAUUCAGGUAAGAGCACUUUGAGAGUAUAAAUGUUUAAUGUAUGUUCUUUUCUAGUAACAGUAGUACCAAGCUUAGAGGUUUGUAGGCUUAAUUUAUUUGUACAUAAGUUAUGAGAAUAAAUGACAAAUAUUGAUGA